CCAGACGCACUGUACUUCCUCGAAAGCGAUUCUCCCGCUGUUACGGAGGAAAGAAUUCGCCAGGCCAUUGAAGAAGCGGCGGACAACUGGUCUCCACGAACUGUCUCUUCGUUCGGAAGCAAUGCGAGCAGACGACGCAAUGCGACUAACCACACAGCUGCAACGACUCCUGACUACAGCGAGAGCGGAAACGGUCAACCGCAGGAUCUUCCCACGGCUGGGCCAGAGUCAACAGAGGCGUAUCAUUACCAUCAACCAUCCUUCGGCAGCCCGACUCAUAAAGCUUACCGGAACACCCGCACCCACCAAACUCACGGAAGCAUCAGAGACCGAGAUCGCUACGGGACUCCCGAGAUGUCCCGCGGCCCGGCCAAACACCCCCACGUCUCCCCGAGCGAGCUCCAGCCCCGUCUCGUACCCCCCGGCCAAGGCUACCCCAAGCAUCUCCCACGCGCCGAAAAGUUGCCCAUGUCAGGUUACGAGCUUCUCGCAGCAAAGCUGUCCACACCCAAUCACUGGCCAGCGCGACGCGGGUCUAGCGGAAGCGGCUCCCAGGGCUCUCAGGAUAGCAAUAAUAGCGGAAACGACGAGUCAGCUAGAAACGGCAUCAAGCCGAUCUACCGAAAGUUCGAAGCGCUGAACCACCGGCUGUUGUUGCACCUGCAAGACGAGCUGAGCGAGUUGGAGGAGCAGCUGCACCGGCUCGACACUGCAGAUACUCAAACGCGGAGACUACAGAACUGUAUCCUCCCGGCGUCGAGACGGGCGGAAUUCAUGGCGGGCGGGGAACUGCAGUGGCGGAAGACGGAUCUCUUGGGGAAAGUCGGGUUUAAAUUGGGCCAGUAUAACAAUGCACUCGAAGGCUUUACCAAUACCCUCUCUCUCUCACCCGCAUCUGUCCACGACAUCGAAGACUACCGCACCUACCUCGCCACGCACAACCCUAUCGCCGAAAUGGAAACGCGGUUCCUCGACCCAACCGAGGACUUAGUCUGUCUAUCACCACCCCGCAGAAGACGGUCGUCUUCCUCGUCCUCCUCCCUAUCAGCAGGUUACUCGCCACUCCCUGACGAAGAGUUAGACGGCCCCUCAACGCCUGUGCCCCAUCGGCUCGCUUUAGGUGGUAUCGACACCCACGAAAAAGAAAUAGAGCCCUCCUACCGAAGCCGGUCCUCGUCGUACUCCUCCGCUAUUUACACACCAGAGAACUCCCACAGCGCUACAGAAGACCGUUCUCAUCAGACCUCACAGCCUAACACGCAGAUGUUACCAACACCAACUUCCUCACCAACAUCAGCACCAACACUCAUUCUUCCGGCCAGGCCACAUUCCCCUGACACGGGAAAGCAAACGAUGGGCCUGGCGACACAGGGUGACAAGAAUGAAGUCAAGAAUACCGCCCUGCUCGUGACAUUGGCGAUUUUGCUUGCUGCUGUAACGCUACCUCUGGUUACGGACUUAGCGGGACGUGUGGCUGUGGCAUCGGUUGUUGGGUUGGUUGUGGCGUCUGUGAGGAGGGGGUGA
Molecule: messenger RNA, 1524 nt
Organism: Dichotomopilus funicola
Lineage: Eukaryota; Fungi; Ascomycota; Sordariomycetes; Sordariales; Chaetomiaceae
Exons: 2
Molecular function (GO): protein binding
Source: RefSeq, a predicted model, not a curated record